Messenger RNA from Mixia osmundae IAM 14324, 1259 nucleotides. RefSeq lists its product as uncharacterized. The transcript has 2 exons. Bases 216 to 1259 code for a protein of 347 amino acids. The record is from RefSeq and is a predicted model, not a curated record. NCBI's taxonomy places the organism in Eukaryota, Fungi, Basidiomycota, Mixiomycetes, Mixiales, Mixiaceae.
CCCAAAGCGUCGGUAUCGGGUCUUGUGCUCGACUGACUUGGCAUUUCAAACUCACUCAGAGCCAAGAUCUGGCGAGCAUAAGGAGCAUCUGCACCGACGCAACAAUAUCGACGAUCUGCACGCCCAUCGACUCGGCUGAGCGCUGAUCCUCGAAGCACGCCAGCACAACGGAAGCAUCCCUUCAGCGGCGGCCGAAAGCAACGCGUCGGACGGCGAUGAACCGAAGCGGGUUGCAAUGCUCAGCCAUAUCCGACAGCGAACUGCCGAGAGAGCAUAUAACCCACUCUCGGAAAUCUUCUCUCCCAGGUGAGCGCACACCUUUCGACCGAGAGCGCGCGAGAGCCAUGUCGAUUUGGUCGAGGAGGCAGACCAUGCUGACGCUGCCUUGUCACUUGUGUCCUCUACCAGAUCACAUACGCGAUUCGGACAACGAUUCGUUUGAUGAAGCGCACGAAGCCGAUACCCCGCCGGCCUCGCCUUACGAGCACCUCAGGUCACCCUCGGCCAAAUCACCCAAACGUUCUUUCGCUUCGCCGCUCAAGCUAGACUUUUCGACCCUGCCGCAGUUCAGGCUGGACAAGGCCGCGCUUUCGAGCGGUCCCAUGACGGAUGCGCAGCAGGCCCUAGACCCUUCAGCAUUGCCGCCCUGCGCCCAGCCGGACACGGGAUCUUUCUCGCCGUAUCCUUCACCUCGACAUCUGCGACGGCCGGAGAUGCGCAGUCGAUGGUCAUCCGAAUCAUACUCGCUGACGCCUACAUCUGCUUCUGCCCUGCCUAUCACGCCGAGCGCGUUCGACUGGUCUACGCUGUCGAUGCCUGCAGUGCACACACGCACGCAGUCUGCCGGUCUGGGACUUCUCACCCCUCCGCCCGACGAGGAGAGCUGCGAGCACGGAUCACAAGCAGACUGGCAAAUGGCUCAAGAUAGCUCGGACGAAGAUCUCAUGGCGUGCCACGAGAGCGAGACUGAGGAAGAUCCAUGUGACAGCAUUCCAGCCUUCGCUCAUGGCAACACUGCUCGCCGUACUCGACCAAGCCACUUUCGUGAGUUCACUAUCGGCCGACAACGCACGAGCGCGAUGGCAGUCGAUUCGCCCGGCUUGAGUCCCGUUCCGCCACAGAUCGUGCCCAGGCCGACGAGAUAUGCCUCUUCGCCCUUGGCACGAAUGGACGAUUCUGCACCUGCUCGUAUCGCACAAGACUUGGCAGACAUGAGCGUAGACGAUCGUCGCAACAAAGUCAAUCCUUAUUUCCUCUGA